This is a messenger RNA of Dufourea novaeangliae, 513 nucleotides long. Its product is annotated as THAP domain-containing protein 4-like. NCBI's taxonomy places the organism in Eukaryota, Metazoa, Arthropoda, Insecta, Hymenoptera, Halictidae. The record is from RefSeq and is a predicted model, not a curated record. The transcript has 2 exons. The coding region runs from base 1 to 513 and encodes 170 amino acids.
AUGAACUUUAAAUUACCAAUGCAUGAAGCACUCAAACCAAUAUCAUGGUUAAAAGGUCUAUGGAAGACUAAAAAUGUGGGGCUUGGUAAAUACCCGACAAUUAAAUCCUUUGAGUAUUGCGAAGAAAUGAGUUUUAGAUCAAUAGGUCAGCCAAUGUUAAACUACACUGCACGAAGUUGGUAUGCAGAUAGUAAGAAACCAAUACAUUAUGAAGUUGGAUUUUUAAAAAUAAUACCAGAUACAAAUAAAGUGUACCUAUUGUUAUCACAUAAUCGUGGUUAUAUAACUAUUGAAGAAGGUACAAUAGAAAAUGAAAUUAUUAAGUUGAAAACUGCCAGUUUACGGAUUCCAAAAGAAGGAACAACUUCGCCUCAAACUACAGAGCUACAAAGAGAAUUUAGACUUGUUGGUGAUUGCUUGCAACACACAUUAUGUAUGGCUACUACAACGACACCUGAAUUACAGGAACAUUUAUGUGCAACUUAUAUUAAAGAAUGUGAGAAGGUUGAAUAA